Molecule: messenger RNA, 1535 nt
Organism: Conger conger (European conger)
Lineage: Eukaryota; Metazoa; Chordata; Actinopteri; Anguilliformes; Congridae
Gene: cox11
Product: cytochrome c oxidase assembly protein COX11, mitochondrial
Exons: 5
Coding region: 173-976 (267 amino acids)
Cellular component (GO): mitochondrial inner membrane
Molecular function (GO): copper ion binding
Source: RefSeq, a predicted model, not a curated record
CGGAACCAAAUGGGAAAUUGGUUUGUUUGCUUGGGAGGUUUUAAAGUGAGGGACCGUCUUGGUUCGUGUUUGGUAGCGUGAAAUUUGAAGGGUGAAAGCAGGGAUCUUAAGAAAAGAGGAAAACCUGGACCUGGAAUUAGUUCAAGGAGCUUGAAUGUGAACAUCACUGACUAUGCUACUGCCUCGUCUUCUACGUGGGAACCUGUGCUGGUCAAAGACCUCUGUAUUAUCACUUUGCCGAAAUGAGUGCAUCUGCAGCAGGGGCUUUUACAGCCUGGAAGUCUCAAGAGGGCUGCACAGUUCUGCAAAACGCAUCCUGUGCAGGAAGGCCCCCCAACGUGUGGGCAGUCAAAUUCGGGGAGUUAAGGGUCGCAGAAACCCUCACACCGAGAGCCAGCAGGAGGAGUGGCGAAAGAGAAAUAAGACUGUCCUCACAUAUAUCGCUGCUGCGGGAGUCGGAAUGGUUGGCAUGUCCUACGCCGCAGUGCCUCUUUACAGAUUGUAUUGCCAGGCUUCAGGACUCGGUGGGACUGCAGUUGCUGGUCAUGACUCUGAGCAAGUUGCAACUAUGACCCCUGUCAAAGACCGCAUCAUCAGGAUCACCUUUAACGCUGAUGUGCAUGCCAGCAUGCAGUGGAAUUUCCGACCUCAGCAGACUGAGAUAUAUGUGGUGCCUGGGGAAACGGCCCUGGCAUUUUAUAAAGCUAGAAAUCCCACAGAUAAACCAGUCAUUGGAAUCUCCACCUACAACGUUGUGCCUUUUGAUGCCGGACAAUACUUUAACAAAAUUCAGUGUUUCUGCUUUGAAGAGCAGAGGUUGAAUCCUCAGGAGGAAGUGGACAUGCCUGUGUUCUUUUAUAUUGACCCAGAUUUUGACGAGGAUCCCAGGAUGGCAAAGGUGGAUACUAUCACUCUCUCCUACACCUUUUUUGAAGCUAAGGAAGGACAGAAACUACCCCUCCCAGGGUACAGCUGAGGAAAGCUUUUAGCAUUGCUGAGUGGUGCAAAACAUCAAAAUACCAAACCAAAUCAGUUCUUUGCUGAUUAAAUAUUGAAUCCACAGGUCUCAAACAGCAGCCUUGCCUUGUUAGAGAAUAUUAUAACUGGUGAAAUGGCCUGACCAUUAACAUAGUGUAUGUGAAUAUUUAAAGAGUUUAAGAUCUUUGUUGUUGUUGUUUGGGGUCAUACGAUUUCAAAGUUGUGAAUAUUUUGGCCUGUGUGAUAAAUUAUCGAUUUACAAUGUUUCACCUGAAAUUGUUUACCUGAAAUAAAUUGCCCUUUCACCUGUCGCUGCAGAUAAAUGUGGGACUAGUGUCUCAAUCUGUGUGUUCAUUACAAAUGUAAAUUACAUAUUGUAAUUUACAAAUGCAAAUUGGAAAUGUAAUCAUUAACAUGGUUAAUUGCUCAGUGUAUAUCUAUCGAACACCUGGAUCUCAAACGGUGCUAUAUAAAACAAUUUGUACAUACAACCUCCUGAAUUGUUUUGAUUGUACAGAAUGCAAAAAAACAUAUUUGUCCAGCCUGCAUAUAUUGUA